CAUCGAUCAUGCCUGGUUACACAUGUGAUUGUAUUUGCGAGGAUGGCAAGUCUAUUGAUGCUAAAUACCUCUGCCCCUACUGUGAAAAGGUACUGAGGGAUCCAUUUCAGACGAGCUGCGGUCAUCGCUAUUGCAAGACAUGUGUGGAGCCACUGUUGAGGUCGCCAUUUCCAAAGUGUGUAGUGGAUGGCGAAGAGAUCGGAGAGACAUUUGAAGACAAGUUUGCGCAGCGUGAAAUCCUGUCGUUACCAGUCCAGUGUGCAAAUCACUGCGACAGCUGCGACUGGAGUGGGGAACUAGGGCAGUUGGAGAAACACGAGGCCCAGUGCCCCUAUGCCAAGGUCCCAUGUGUGCAUUCCAGUUGCGGAACUCUUGCUCGGAGAGAUGACUUAUCUCGGCACCUUAUGAAGGAUUGUAUCUUCAGAGAGCAGCAGUGUGGGUAUUGCUCCAUAAAGACUACAGCUGAUAAGCUUGAGGAACAUCUUGAAAAGGAGUGCCUAGAAUACCCUGUGGAUUGUUUGCAGUGUAAAACUGAAAAAAUUUCACGAAAGCAGCUUUCGAGUCACCUUGAUCCUGUUAAUGGAGACUGCGAAGCUGUUAAAGCUCCGUGUCCUUUUCAUAAAGUGGGAUGCAAACAGAAAGGGGAAAUGAAAAGGAAAGAACGUAGAAAACACCAAGAUAAACAAGUAUCUGAUCAUUUGACACUCCUUUUUCUGUUUGUGGACCAAUUGUCUAACUUGUUUCAUUCCAAACUUGGCGAUGUUGACGCCGGAGUCAUUUCUAAAAUGGAUUCAAUCCUUAAAACUUUACAAAACAAGGUAGAUGUCAUAAUCGGUGAAAAUUCUAACCUAACAUCAAUGGUUCAAGGACAUGGCACUCGCUUAAGUAAUCUUGAACAAAGUAUCAAGCGUUAUUUAAUGGAUGACGUGGUAGCCGACAGUGCUCCUUUAAAUUCAUCAGCGCAUCGCUCUUCGCAAGCUGAAAUUGUGAAUAUUCUACAAAAGCUGGACAUUCAGGAUGCUAAGGCAGCCAAUUAUGAAGUUCUUUUGGUUGAAUUUAACUCGGAAAUGCAAAAUAGGAAUAGAGAAAUAAAAAGACUGGAGGCUCAGCUUAAAACUGCUAACGAUGAGAUAAGAAAACUUCAACGACGGACGGAGUAUCUAGAACAUACUCUAGAUGCUAGAAACAUUGCUAUAGCUGAGCUAGAAGAUUACGUUAGGCAAGAGCAAUUCUCAAGCUACAAUGGUGUGCUUUUAUGGAAAAUUACUGACUUCACCCGAAAACGAAAUGAGGCGAGAUCCGGCCAACACGUAUCUACUUAUAGUCCCUGUUUCUAUACUAGUCGUCACGGUUAUAAGAUGUGCGCGCGCAUCUAUCUAAACGGUGAUGGUAUCGGAAAGGGAACACAUUUUCCAAUAUUCUUUGUUGUUAUGCGCGGUGAGUAUGACGCAAUACUCCGCUGGCCAUUUAGACAAAAGGUCACCUUUAUGUUGUUAGAUCAGGAUAACGUAGAACACGUAGUUGACGCCUUCAGACCUGAUCCGAGUAGCUCCUCAUUCCAGAGACCAAAAAGGGAUAUGAACAUAGCCAGUGGGUGCCCGACCUUCUGUGCUAUGACACAGUUAAACAACCACGCUUAUGUAAAGGACGAUACCAUAUUUAUCAAAGUUAUUGUUGAUACUGGGGACUUAUAACCUUUAAACAAAGCUGCAAUGUUUUUUUCCUGCAUAAUUUUGUUGAUCUGAAUUUAUAAUGCAUCGUAUGAUAAUAUUCGAGUGUGUAGCGUUUACGGCGACCAAAAAGUCUUGGGUCUCAAGUCUCAAGGGGCGCCGCUCCGAACGCGGUUAAAGAGGUGUUAGGGACUAAUUUACAGAUCAAUAUGACGAACCAAAGUUGACUGUUUGCACGAAUUUUUACUCUUGAAAGGCAAUCAACCACGAACCACAAUCAACGACGAAAAAUCACGAGCAAUUGCACAAUCAAUCAAUCUAUCGAUCUGGCUGAAACAACAAUGCAACGAAGCUCUAUCAAUAUAAUGAAAUGUCACGGAAUGCAUAAUCAAAGAAUCGCGUGUAAAGAAUUGGGCCUAAACGUCGAUAAAGAGAUUAAAAAUGACAAAGAGCAAAUGAAACAGUACAAUGUACAAAAGUUUGGAUACAAAUUACAAGAGUUUUAGGUGGCUGGAUAACAGCCCAUUGUUCUUAUCUAGAUGGUGGGCGUUCACUUGCAUUUGGUACAAUUUUGGCUUUAAAUCUUAAAUCAAUCGCGAAAAACUACAAUACAACGGAAUAUCUGUUCGUAUAUUAUCGCCCAACACUGAAAGGUAAACUAGAAAAAAAACAAAGUUACAAAAGUAAUCACAUAUCGGUCCCGCUUGUGCCAAAGGUUAAGAAAUCGAGAAAGAGCGAAAGUUUGUCAAGACAACUCAAGAACUUAAGAGGAACUGAUUAAAGGGACGCUAAACUAAUCUUUUAUAUGCGCGUGGUGACGCCGAAAGGUCCGAUUACAAAACCAAUAGAAAUGCAGAAAAAACAGGUAAGCAUUGUAACUAUGUACGUAUCUAAGAUCAUUCUGAAAUUAGUUAACUAAUCAGUAAUCAAUUAUGAAAAUGAGCCUUCUGGCUGGUAUCCGUAACAGAGUGCUACUGGCCCUAACGGGUUAUUGAAAUGAAUGUAAGCUAAAUGUGUUUAAUGUAUAAGCAAGAUAUUGUAAUCUGUUUACAUUCUCUUGCUUUGAGUGAUAACCACUUCUUUUCCAACCGACGUUUGUUAAUUUAAAAAAAAUAGUAUCUUUUGUUAUUAUAUUUGAAAAGACAAACCUGCUUAUAAUCAUACUGAAAAAUUUAUCGCACCAGAAUCAUUUUCAAUAAUAAGCUGUUUUUGAAUUUUUUGUCCCUCGCACUGCUCAGAAUAUAUGAACAGUGAGCUCAACGGCAUUCAUUUAAAGCCGAAAUCUGCACAUGACAUUAUCUAUGAACUUUCCCUCUUCCUCGUCGCUUCCAGAUUGCUACCCGAAACAGACAAAUUUAGUUCGCGGAGAAGCAUCUCGCAUCUACUUAAGGCUGUUGUUUAUACAUAAAAUUCUUCCUUCGGUGUGACACAUUUGCAGCGAUCCUUAAUCCACUAGGACAAUAAUGUAGAUCCAGAUGCCUUGCACUGCCUACUGUUUGAUGUUUGACACAGCUUUACUUUGUCUCUGAUGAGAUUGUAAUAAAAA
Pocillopora verrucosa is the source of this 3216-nucleotide messenger RNA. The record is from RefSeq and is a predicted model, not a curated record. NCBI's taxonomy places the organism in Eukaryota, Metazoa, Cnidaria, Anthozoa, Scleractinia, Pocilloporidae.